Messenger RNA from Diatraea saccharalis (sugarcane borer), 3034 nucleotides. The record is from the annotation of a GenBank genome assembly. Lineage: Eukaryota; Metazoa; Arthropoda; Insecta; Lepidoptera; Crambidae.
GUACAUACAUUUCUUUGGUUGAAUAUAUUGCAAAGCUUGCGAAUCAAAUUAAUAGUUUCUUAUGGAAUGAUUAAGAUAAAACCUGCAGAGAUAGCAGCUUAAAAGUGGCUCUAUUAUGAAUUUGUAUUUAAAUCAAAUUGUUAAUUGUCAGGAUAUUGAGAGACUUAAUUUCCAAUGUCAAAUAUCCAAUGAACGAACUUCAGAAUUGUGGUUGUUAUUGACUGACGUGUAAUGUUUCCAACGGCGGACGCUGAAGAUAUCAUACAGGUCACGUCACUGAAGAAGAUACCAGGUGUUACUAGCGAUGUGCAAAACUCGGCUGAGAAUACACAAAUCGUUAAACAACAAAACAACAGGGAGCUAACCCUCAAUAUGUUAGUUAAGGAAAUGGUGUUUUGUAUUGCUCUUGCACUGACUACAUAUGGAGCUCUUCAUAAUUCACCAACAAAAAUAUCAAACCAUCCUCAGGCUGUGAGAUUUUUUGAUUAUGGGUCAGUAGUAACAGAUUGGUAUAGAGGACAACUUGGUAAUGCCCUCUCAGUCAUCAACAGUGUGGAUGUUUCAUUUGUUAUGUAUUAUGCACCUUGGGAUGCAGAAUCACAAUAUGUCCGUGGAGAGUUUGAAAAGGCUGCCUCAGUAUUAAGUGACAGAGUACAUUUUUCUGCUAUCAACUGUUGGAAUCCUGGGAGUGAAUGUAGAUUGCAACAUAACAAAAUACCAUCAUGGCCUAUUUUGAUGGCUUACACUGUUACAUCACGAGGUGUACUAUAUAAAGGACCUAGAGAUGCUCAUAGUAUGGUUAAGUUUUUAAAACUGAUAAUGUACCCAUUAGAGAGGGUUUCGUCUACAGAAGAUCUUGUUAAUUUGCUUUCGAUGUGUGAAGCUGUAGCAGUUGCUUAUACACCUCUUAAAGAUACAUCAAAAUAUUAUAACAUCUGGUAUUAUGUUGCACUUAAAGCUCGCGAGUAUGAUACUAUUGGUGAAAUAUGUUUUGCAACAGUAACUUCGCAAGAUUUGGCUGUGGAGUUGGGAGUUGAGUCUGUACCUAAUGCACGUCUCAUGCUGUGGAAUGAUACAAAGGAGUACAUAACUGAUGACCGUAUGCAACCCUGGAAUGAAUCUGCUCUUCUUAAAUGGGUUUUAGAAAACUUUACUCAGCCAGUAGCUAGAAUUAUACCAAUGUGGAAAAAAGCAUUUAGUUUUGAAAAAUAUGCUGAUGGAAAUCCUAUUCUAAUGCUGUUCACACCACUUAACCCGCUGUACCAACAGCUGCCCUCAUAUGAUUUGUUACGUGAAGUUGCUAUGGAAUAUUAUAACUGCAAUAAAACUGAAACAAGUCAAUGGAUAUCAGAACUGAUAAAAUUGCAACAAGUGCAGAGGUUAUUAUACCAACAGAAAGAUUUUAAAAAAUAUUGUCAAGAAUAUAAAUUCAGAAAACCACUUAUGAGAUCCAAUAAAUAUUAUAAAAAAGAAGUGAUAUCUCAAAAUAAUAAAUAUCCUUGGAACAAUGUUACUCAGAAAAAUCAGAAAACUGGAACAUUCGCUUCCCUCUUAAAGAAAAGCUUAGAUAUUUCGCGAUCAAUUAAAAAUAUGGAUGAUGAAUCUGAAAUGAUUAGUUUAUCAGUGUUUAAUCAGUGUGAUACUACUGUAAUGCCAGCUGAGAAAAACUUCAAUGACAUAUAUGAGAAAUGUGAAAAACUUGAAGAUAACUUCAGUCAUGAAGAAGAGGUGGAUAAUGACAUAAGUUUUGAAACUUCAAUGCUGCCAUUUGAAGACGAUCCUUUGUCUCCAGAAAAUCUUGUGCAGGAUAAUGUGAAGCAUUUUUGUAAAGUUUUUAAAUUUGCCAAUGAAAUUGGACAACCAGUAGCACCUGCCAAAGUUCGUGGUUCCUCAGAGAGACGUAAUAUCACUCAUGUAGAGGGUCUUGCGUGUGAAAAGAACUUCACAUUACACAUUUUAGCUGUCGACAGUGUCCGGAAUCACCAUUUCCCUGAGUUCCUAGGUGUUGAUAUUAGGAAAAUGAAAGAUAUGACUGCUGUUGUCAUUUUGGACAGCAAGCUUGAAACUCAGUACGUUUUAUCAGAAGAGUACAGUGCCAAAUCAUUAAGAGAUUUUAUCUAUAAUUUCACUCAUAAAAACCUUAAACGUUCGUUACGCAAGCACGUCGAAGACGCGUCACACACUCAUUAUUUUGGUUCCGACGGAAAUUCGCCUUCCGCCAGCAACGAUAGCAUCGUAGACAUAGUAGACCUAACAACACAGACGUUUAGAAAAAUUGUAAGGACCUCGGGAAUGGUGCGUUUGGUGUGCGUGUGCGGUGGCGGUUGCGGUGCGGCCACAAGUCGUGCGUUGUUGGAAGCGGCCCGUAUGCUCGCCGCGUGCGGUCUGCCCGUACUGCCCGCUAGACUGGAUGCGCUCAGGCACGAUCUGCCCUGGCAGUACACCGUGCAUCAUUAUCCUACAAUCUUCGUCUUCCCCGCGGAUACGGUCCACGAGGCCGACAGUCGUGCGUAUCCGUCUGGUGCGCGCGUGACGUCCAGCGGGCUCGUUGCGUUGGUACUGCGUUCACUGGGACCCCUACAGCAUCUGCGGGUUCGACUGGCUUUAUGUGCCAAUGCAAAGAUGAUCGUAGAGAAGAAAACGUGCCUCAAAGAUAUUAGAGAGCAUGUCACAACGUUCAUAGCCAGAAACCUGAAAUAUUGGCGUCGCACUACACAUAAGGAACUGAAAGCCGCAUUUCUCAAGAGACUGCAAUAUCUACACGAAGUAUCAUUAAAAUUAAGCGUACUUCAUACAUCAGAUCUUAACGGAAAAAGUGAUAUACAUAAAAGUUUACUAGAUACGAUUAGUGUUUUAGCGAAGAGUUGGGAUAUUGAUCUUUCAUUAUUAAGAAAAAAUAUCACGUCUAUAAGUAACGGGACUACGAGUUGAUAUUUGAAUAAAUCACAAUAUGUAAAUAGUGUACAUUGCUCAUUUUAUAAAGUACCUAUGUAUGUUAUUUAUUUUUAGAACAAAAUGUUAUUAAAACGGAGAC